This is a messenger RNA of Manduca sexta (tobacco hornworm), 454 nucleotides long. Its product is annotated as mpv17-like protein. Gene Ontology annotation, cellular component: membrane; cytoplasm. The coding region runs from base 84 to 341 and encodes 85 amino acids. The record is from RefSeq and is a predicted model, not a curated record. The transcript has 2 exons. NCBI's taxonomy places the organism in Eukaryota, Metazoa, Arthropoda, Insecta, Lepidoptera, Sphingidae.
CCAGGUACAAAUUCUUAGACAGCAGAUUUGCUGGGAACGCGCUAAAGGUAGUGGCGACAAAAGUGUCUGCUGAUCAGUUUCUCAUGACUCCUGUUUUGCUGGCUACAUUUUUUACCCUCUUGGGAGUGUUAGAGCGAAGAGAGGACGUAUUUGAGGAACUUCGUGAGAAGUACUGGAAGACGUUUAUCGCGAACCAGACGUUCUGGAUACCGGCGCAAACCAUCAACUUUUUCUUCAUGCCUCCACAUUUGCGCGUGGUGUACGUGGCGUCCACCUCGUUCAUAUGGAUCAAUGUGUUGUGUUUCAUAAAACGACAGAAAUCUGAGAAGCAGCUUGAAUAAUGUGAAUAAUUUUUUUGCAUUUAUUGAUAGUCUAAGAUUAAUAGUAGGUAGUAGGUACAAUGUAAUCGGGUGUAAGAGUCAAAUAUUAAGUUUACAGAGGUGAAGAUUGUAUU